GUGCCAACCAGCUCCUGUUUUUCCUCCGUUCUGCUCGUUAGUCAGCUAACUGGAUUACUACUAGGAGCUACUACGCCUCUGCCAUGAAGCCAUGAAGGAACCGACUGCGCACAUGGCUCCCGUCGUCCACCGUUUCUUCCUCGUCGACGUCGUCGUCCUCUUCGCCGCGGCCGCGGCCGCUGCCAUCCCUGCGUCGGCCGAAGCGGCAGCGUCGUCGUCGCAGACCGACGCGCUGCUGGCGUGGAAGGCCAGCCUGGACGACGCGGCCUCGCUGUCCGACUGGACGCGGGCCGCGCCGGUCUGCACCUGGCGCGGCGUGGCCUGCGACGCCGCCGGCAGCGUUGCCUCGCUCCGGCUCCGGAGCCUCCGCCUCCGCGGCGGCAUCCACGCGCUCGACUUCGCGGCGCUCCCGGCGCUCACUGAGCUCGACCUCAACGACAACUACCUCGUCGGCGCGAUCCCGGCCAGAAUCUCGCGGCUGCGCUCACUCGCCUCGCUCGACCUCGGCAGCAACUGGUUCGACGGCUCCAUCCCGCCGCAGUUCGGCGACCUCUCCGGCCUCGUCGACCUCCGCCUCUACAACAACAACCUCGUCGGCGCCAUCCCGCACCAGCUCAGCCGGCUCCCCAAGAUCGCCCAUGUCGACCUGGGAGCAAACUACCUGACCGGGCUCGACUUCCGCAAGUUCUCGCCGAUGCCCACCAUGACGUUCCUGUCUCUUUUCCUCAACUCCCUCAACGGCAGCUUCCCGGAGUUCGUCAUCCGCAGCGGCAACCUCACUUUCCUCGACCUGUCGCACAACAAUUUCUCUGGGUCCAUACCAGACAUGCUGCCGGAAAAGCUCCCGAAUCUGAUGUACCUCAACUUGUCCUUCAACGCGUUCUCCGGUCAAAUUCCGGCGUCGAUCGGGAGGUUGACGAAGCUCCUGGACCUUCGGAUUGACAGCAACAACCUCACCGGUGGCGUCCCGGUGUUCCUGGGGUCGAUGUCGCAGUUGAAGGUUCUUGAUCUCGGAUUCAACCCGCUGGGCGGUACUAUCCCACCUGUUCUUGGCCAGCUCCAGAUGCUGCAGCAGCUCAGCAUCAUGAACGCCGAGCUCGUUUCAACUCUGCCGCCUGAGCUGGGAAAUCUUAAGAAUCUCACUGUCAUGGAGCUGUCCAUGAACCAGCUCUCCGGUGGAUUGCCGCCGGAGUUCGCCGGGAUGCAAGCAAUGCGGGUGUUCAGCAUUUCAACGAACAACCUCACCGGUGAGAUCCCACCGGCGUUGUUCACGAGCUGGCCCGAGCUCAUAUCCUUCCAAGUGCAGAACAACUUGUUCACCGGCAAGAUUCCGCCGGAGCUGGGAAAGGCAGGGAAACUGAUAGUGUUGUUCAUGUUUGGAAAUAGAUUAUCAGGCAGCAUACCCGCAGCAUUAGGGAGUUUGACAAGCUUGGAGGAUCUUGAUUUGUCAGAUAAUGAUCUGACAGGAGGUAUUCCACCUGAGUUGGGUCAUCUCAGCCAUUUGACAUUCCUGAAGCUGAGCCAUAACUCCAUUUCAGGACCGAUUCCGGGAAAUAUGGGAAACAAUUUCAAGAUGCAGGGAGUUGAUCAUUCGUCAGGGAAUUCCUCUAACAGCAGAUCUGGUUCGGAUUUCUGUCAACUGCUCUCCCUAAAGAUCCUGUACCUGUCAAACAACAAGCUCACUGGUAAGCUGCCCGACUGCUGGUGGAACCUGCAAAAUCUGCAGUUCAUCGACUUGUCCAACAAUGCAUUCUCAGGUGAAAUCCCUACAGUCCAGACGAACUACAACUGUUCUCUUGAAUCGGUUCAUCUUGCCGACAACGGCUUCACCGGUGUUUUUCCAUCAUCGUUAGAGAUGUGUAAGGCGCUGAUCACCCUAGAUAUUGGGAACAACAGAUUCUUUGGAGGUAUUCCUCCUUGGAUUGGGAAAGGCCUUCUGUCGUUGAAGUUUCUUAGCCUGAAAUCAAACAACUUCACAGGUGAAAUCCCUUCAGAGUUGUCGAAUCUCUCUCAACUUCAACUGUUAGACAUAAGCAACAACGGUUUGACAGGAUUGAUUCCCAAAUCUUUUGGCAACCUAACUUCCAUGAAGAAUCCAAAUACUUUAUCUGCUCAAGAAACAUUAGAAUGGUCUUCUUACAUAAAUUGGCUGCUUUACUCGGAUGGAAUCGAUACAAUCUGGAAGGGGCAAGAGCAAUUUUUCGAAAAAACAAUUGAAUUACUAACGGGUAUCAAUUUGUCAGGUAACUCAUUGUCGCAGUGUAUCCCUGAUGAGUUAACAACCCUCCAAGGCCUUCUAUUUCUGAACUUGUCAAGAAACCAUCUGUCAUGCGGCAUACCUAAAAACAUUGGUAAUACGAAAAAUCUAGAGUUCCUUGACCUCUCAUUGAACUAACUUUCAGGAGCCAUUCCUCCAAGCCUUGCUGAUAUAUCUACUCUUGACAUUCUAAAUCUCUCGAAUAAUCAUCUAUCAGGUAAGAUACCCACUGGGAAUCAACUUCAAACCCUCAGUGACCCAUCAAUAUACCACAACAAUUAUGGUCUAUGUGGCUUUCCAUUGAACAUUUCAUGCACAAGUUCUUCACUUGCAUCGGAUGAGAGAUUUUGUAGAAAAUGCGAGGACCAGUAUCUAUCCUUCUGUGUAAUGGCUGGAGUGGUUUUCGGGUUUUGGGUAUGGUUUGGAAUGUUCUUUUUCAGUGGAACCUUAAGGUAUGCUGUUUUCGGCUUUGUUGAUUGCAUACAGUGUAAGGUUAUGCAGAAGGUGUACUGUAUUAAUCAAUUUCUUUCAAGAGGAACUACUGCUUAGUAUCUGUAAGCUGUGGUUUCUUAAUGUA
Oryza sativa Japonica Group (Japanese rice) is the source of this 2834-nucleotide messenger RNA. Its product is annotated as LRR receptor-like serine/threonine-protein kinase FLS2. The record is from RefSeq and is a predicted model, not a curated record. NCBI's taxonomy places the organism in Eukaryota, Viridiplantae, Streptophyta, Magnoliopsida, Poales, Poaceae. Gene Ontology annotation, molecular function: protein binding.